This is a messenger RNA of Halichondria panicea, 6455 nucleotides long. RefSeq lists its product as uncharacterized. Gene Ontology annotation, biological process: cell communication; adenylate cyclase-activating G protein-coupled receptor signaling pathway; cell surface receptor signaling pathway. Lineage: Eukaryota; Metazoa; Porifera; Demospongiae; Suberitida; Halichondriidae. Gene Ontology annotation, cellular component: plasma membrane. Gene Ontology annotation, molecular function: protein binding; G protein-coupled receptor activity. The transcript is spliced from 32 exons. The record is from RefSeq and is a predicted model, not a curated record. Bases 81 to 6296 code for a protein of 2071 amino acids.
AUUGCCAGAAGUGGCCUAUAAUUAUAGUGUCAGCCCAUGCAUUGGCCAGAUAUUCACUACUUAUUAUAGAGAACACAAAGAUGGCCAAGUACAGACUAGCUGUGGCUCUAUUAGCUGCAGCACUGGGCUUGCUUACUACAGGAACUCUAUCACAAGUAACAUCAAUCAUUACCAAUCCUCCAGCUGGCAGCACGGUAAACACAUUCCCGGAUAGUGCUGAAUUUCAAUGCUCUGUUGAAGUGAACGAUACGCAAGUACAAAUUCAGUGGUACAUCGAUGGAAAUGAACUCAGAAGCAGCCUGAUCAUCGAGGGCUAUAGCAUAUCUGCAUCAACCACUGGGACCUUUGACAGCUUUCUGACUGUCCCUGCCCCAAGAGAUUCCCCAGAAGUCUUUCCAUUUUUUUUCAAUAUAACCUGUGCACCACCUGGAUCCCCUGAGGCUUUCUAUGCCAACUUCACUUUGAUAGUUCAACUCGUAGAUCUCCGGUUUGGACCGGUGGAGGGUGAUGUGAUUGCACCUGAAGGAUUCAAUGUCUCCGUCUGUGUGGACGCAAUUAUGGUAGCUGAGGGUGUUUCGUCACCCUUCCCCAUUUCUGUUGAUUUACGAGUGCUUCCACAAUCCACAGCAUCAGGUGAUGACUAUGAUAUCCCACCAUUCGUCUCAUUUGAUGGAUUCAUGGAAGUAUGUGUGAAUGUGUAUAUUGUCGAUGAUGGUGACAAUACAGAGGACGUAGAAACAAUUGAAAUUCAGUUGGAGAAUUCGAGUAGUUCAAACGCAAGAAUUGUCCCAGGAUCGUCUAUUAGAAUGAUAUCCAUCCCUUGUACUGAGAAUGCAGUGAGACUGACUGGUGGAGUUGACAGUGAACAGGGGAGAGUGGAGAUUUGUUAUCAGGGAGCCUGGGGGUCUGUCUGCACUGCUGAGUGGGACCAACCUGAUGCACAAGUGGUGUGCAGGCAGCUGGGAUUAAUGGAACAACCGUCUGCAUACGUGAAUACCUUUGGAAAUGUUUUCCCCAAUGGAGGCGGAAGACCAGUGUUUAAUGGUGCACAAUGUGUUGGUACUGAGCCGGACCUGCUCAACUGCACCAGUGUGAGCGGUGGACUCUCAGCAAAUGUUGUAUGCCCGCUCGGUAUUGGCAAUACAAAUGCUGCAGUAGACUGUGCAGGACGCACUGAACCUUUAUUCAACUUUGAGAUGCCUCAAAUGAACUUGGUUGAGGGAGAUACUCCAGAAGUGUGUGUAGUGCUGGAGAGUGGAGUUAUCACAGUGCCAUUGAUCAUCGGGUUAGAAAUCCCACCUAUUGAGUCACCCACACCAUCAGCAACAUUUCGUGUCGACUUUAUAACCACACCUCCUCUGGAUAAUGAGAUUCAAACACUGACUCUCACCUUUAACCCCGGCCAGACGUCCCAAUGCUUCAAUGUCACACUUUUAGACGAUGAUGAUAUCGAAAAUACCGAGGAAAUUAUCUUUGAGUUAAUCUCUUCCCUGCGAUCUCCUCGUAGGCAAAGAAUCCUCCUUAUUGACAAUGACAUGAACUGUGGUAAUGGCAGUUUGUGUGUUGAUCGUGUCCAAGCCUCCACUCACUGUAUCGAUGUGAUGAGAGUGUGCGAUGGAUUUACAGACUGUGUGGACAAUUCUGACGAGACCAACUGCCCAGUUUGCCCUGGGGGCCAGUACACGUGUCUUUCAGAAGACACCUGUCUGAACUCCAGCAUGAUAUGCGAUGGCUACCCUGACUGUGUGGGCAGGCUACCUGGGCUUAGUCAAGUGUUGGGAGUAGACGAGUUUCAAGGAUGCCCUCCUGAUGGUUGUGUUCCUGGGUCUGUUGAUUUGGUGGGAGGUGUGAGGGAGAGAGAGGGAGCUGUGAGAGUGUGUAUGAAUGGCAACCGUGUCCCAGUCAGUGCCACUGGACUCUCUAUACUGGAGGCCAGUCUACUCUGCAGGGAGAGUGGGCUAGGGCAAGGUGGCUACCCAUACCCCACCAGUCGGCUGCCUACCACCACCGUGGUUACAGUGUCCUGCACAGAUGGAGACACAUCUCUCUCAGAGUGUGCCGUAAGCUUGGAAUCAGCUCCUCUUAAUCUUAUGGGUCAACAAGCCUCCCUCACUUGCAGAGCUGAGACUUGCACUGAUGGGCGUGUGAGGGUGGUGUCUGGUGAUGGGUUGGAGUCGAGGGAGGGACGUGUGGAGGUAUGCUACAGAGGAGUGUGGGGGGCCAUCCUCGAUGACAGGUGGACCAACAGAGAUGCAGCUGUCGUCUGUAGAGAGAUGGGAUACCCGGCACAAGGAGCCAUGCCAAUCUUUGGUGCUGUGUAUGAUGAUGAACUUCUGCCAUUUGUUAGCAAUGGUUUCACCUGUGCUGGUAAUGAGAGUAGUAUCAUGGACUGCCCUGGCUCCACCCCCUUCCUCGACCCGCCUCAACUGGGAACACAAUUUAAUAGCAUAUUUAACAUAGUCGGAGUGCGUUGCGAUGACUACCAGUCUAAUGGAUGCACAGACAUGGACGUGAGACUCACCUACAGGGGAGCUAGUGGCUACUCCGGCCAGUUUGAGAUCUGCAAUAACGGCAUCUGGCAGAGAACAUGUAGUAACAGCAAUUUCGAACAAAAUGCUGCUACUGCUGCCUGUAGUCAGCUCUUUGGGCUCUUUGGGUUCGUAAACCCACCUACACUGGCUACAAUUACAUCAUUUCCUGAGGUUUUGUCCGAAACAGGUCCAGCGUAUGAUAGGGCGUUAUUUUGUGGGUUAUCAGAUGCAAGUAUUAGGAACUGUGGGUUCGAACCAUCGGAUAUUUGUAACCCUGACAACCAGCCGACUGUCACCUGUCCCAGCCCUCCUGUGGUAUACGUGUCACCAAUCAGCGUGGAUCAUGUCUACCGAGUGGAGACUGGCUAUAUGCCUAGCGUCUCAUGUGCAGUUGACUUAAACACAAAUCCUUUAGCGUCUUUUUCACCAGGUGGUGGUUUGCCUGGUUUGCGCAAGAAGAGGGUGAUUGCCCAGGCCCAGUUACCUUUAGAGUCUCGUAGAGUGUUCAAUGAACCUGUCUUUGAUGGGGGGAUUAGAACAUCGACUUGUUCAGCGUUUAAUGGAGUGAAUACAACUACUGUGAACAUCACUGUUGAAGUACUUGUUGGAGAAGGACCACCAGAAUUUGCAUUUCUUCAGAUGUCAAGUUUCAGUUCUCAGCGUUUCGCACAACUUCCUAACUUGGCUACUAUUGCCCCGCCCAUCAACCUCGAACAGCUGCCAGAAUCAUUGCAGAUGCUGAUAAGUGAGAGAACACCCGGAGUGCAGAUAGUGAGUAGCUGUGCGCUCAUUGAGAGUCCAAUCGAUGUAGAGAGAGGACUGGACAGGAUCGAGUGUGAGAUAGUCCACUAUAACAGACCAGACCAGACCGAGGUGACCACAGCUGCUCAAGUUGCUACGAGACUAGGGACAUUGCUAACACUGGUGAACACGCCAGCACUAUUUAAUAUUGUAGUGAUCGAACCGGCUCAGGUGGCAUUCACUAGUCUUGAGAGUAUUGCUGUUGAGGGAGAUGGUGUUGUUACUAUCUGUUUGGCCGUCAUUAGCGGCGAGAUAACCACACCCACUAACAUAAAUCUCACAACUUUCCCCGGCUUGUUAAUUGACAGCCCCCCUGACACUGAGAUAAAUAUAGCACUUGCAAGUGAGGGCACUGACUACAACAUUGCUGGGGGGCUUGCCGAGGAUGUUAACGGGUUCCCUGUUGUCCUAACACUGACCCUCCAAAUCGGGGCCACUCAGGCGUGCUUCGAUGUCGACAUUGUGGACGAUGCUGUGUUUGACGGGGAGAGUGACCGUGCUGUUGAGCAGGUGACCUUCUCCUACUCAGGCUCCUCCCCCACAGUGGCCAGAGUCAACCUCCGUCACACACUAGUCAUCCUGGAUAAUGAUCGUAACUGCUCGGCUGAUUUUGGAUUGGGUAGUCGUUUGUGUGCCAACACGGUGAGACUCAGUGUAGACUGCAUCCUUCCGGCUCAAGUGUGUGACUUUAACACUGCCGACUGUCCCGAUGUGUCCGAUGAACUCAACUGUCCGUCUCCAAUUGAGGAUAUUGUCAACCAAACAAUAUCAGUGGAGACCUACACCAACGUCAGUGAGGUUGUGUCGUCCUUUGCUGCCCUCUCCGAGAACAGGACGUUCCUUCAGACCAUGCAGUUUCUGAAUGAUGUGUCCACCGUGUUGAACAACAUCGCUAACUUGACCAACACCACAAAUACUCGUAUUAAUGAAACGGUGGUGACAAAUUUGGGUCAGACUUUGAACUCCCUCAUACAAUGGCAGCCCUCCAAUCUUGAGGUCGACACCACCUCCAGAAUUGUUGAAUCUUUUGAGGAGGUGGCAACACAAUUUGCACAACAGUCCAACCUCACUAUGGAAUUCACUGAUUUCACAAUUGUCAUUGAACUGGGGGCAACUGAAACAUUUAUGAGAGAAGGAAGAACAGAAGACUUUACCCGUAUAGCUGGAGUCUCCGCCUCCAUCGCACUCCCACCCUCGCUCUUCAACCAGGUACCAGCUGACAGACGCAUCAUCGGUGUGUACUUUGCACUCUAUGAAAACUCCGCUCUUUUGCCGACAAACUUGUCAGCUGUAGUGAGGGACAACGUGACGGUGCAGGAGACGUUUGUGGGUACUCCUAUUGUGGCCGCUACCGUGGGACCUGGUAUUGACUUUGGUGACGAUGUUCCCCUCAAUCCCCCUGUAGUCAUCACACUAGGCCUGCUACCUCUAUCAGAGAACGCAAGUGCUAACCUCGGCACUGCUCGCUGUGUGUCCUGGGACUUCGUCACUGACAGCUGGAUCACAGACGGUUGUACCACUGAAGUGGUGAAUGAGACCACUUUCCGUUGCAGCUGUACCCAUCUCACCAAUUUUGCUGUGCUCGUUGACAUUUGCCAAAGAGCUCAGGACUGUGUCAAUAAUGAGAUAGUGGAUCAGGUGCUCUCCUUUAUAAGCUACAUAGGCGUAGCGCUGUCUUGCGUAGGACUGGUGGUCACAAUUAUCACUCUAAUUUUGUUCAAAAAACUGAGGGAGAGAGACAACUCGAAGUACCACAUCCAGCUGUCCAUAGCCAUCCUGUGCAUGCUCAUUGUGUUUGCUGUGGGUAUUGAACGUAUCGAGGUGUACGGAGGCUGUGUGUUUGUGUCCAUCCUCAUCCACUACUUCUCUCUGGUGGCCGUCAUGUGGAUGGGGGCAGAGGCCUUGCUCAUGUUUCAGAAACUAGUCAUAGUCUUCAUGAGUAUCACGACCAAGUUUAUUGUCAUUCUGUCUCUAGUUUGUUGGUUGUUCCCUCUGAUUCCUGUCCUCAUCCCGAUGAUCAUUGAUCUGGCUGACGGGACAACUCCCGAGACAGACCUCAUCAUCACUAGGAAUGUGGACCCCUCCACUGGAGAUGUCAUUGGAGGAUUCUGCUUCCUCAAGCAUCCUGGAGUGUUCUUUGGUGCUUUCCUGGCUCCUAUAUUUGCCAUUAUCCUCUUCAACAUGGUCAUCUUCAUCUGGGUCAUUGUCAUCCUCCUAAAACACACUCGCGGAAAAAUAGAGAGAUCAAGUGAAAAAAUGAGUUCCAAGACUGCCCUCAGACUCCUUGUGAGCAUCUCAGGUGUUAUGUUCCUGUUCGGCCUCACCUGGCUAUUUGCUGUCUUCACGUUCAGUAUUGAUGGUAGCAACGUUGUUCGAACUGUCUUCCAAAUUUUGUUCACUGUCUUUGUAGCAUUCCAAGGCUUUUACAUCUUUCUGUUCUUUGUUGUCUUCAACUCAGAGGCCCGUGAAUCAUGGAGAGAGUUUCUAUCGUGUGGCCGCUACAAGUCCGAGCUCCUCCACCCCUCACAGUAUAAGAACACAAGUUCUGCGGGAACAGGAACUCGUACUCACAAGACUAAGACGGGCACCACCAUUGCAUCAUCUGCUGUAGUCAACACGAACAGCAAAUCAGCCAAUCUCGAUUCUGAGGCUGGCCCACUCCCAGAGAAAAUUGAUUUGAACAAUAAUGAUGAGAAACCAACAGAUAUUCCGCUAACAUCCACGGGUCAAGCACAACUAGCUGAAGAAGGAGUGUCUACUUUCAGUCACCCCAAUAUCGUUGUCGAGAGUCAAGUGGACGGAGAUGACGAUGAGAAGACACCUCCAAAUUGGUCAGACGCAAGCCCUGUUGCCAACGCCAGAGUCAAGCGCUACUCUACAAAGAAGGCUUCCAAGCACCACAUUGAAGAGUAUGAGAUAGACUUUGAAAAUGGUGACAGUGACCAAGAAGUGCCUGAAACUUAGAAUCAUCAUACUCAUAUUCCGAUUGUAACUGACUGUGUAGUGUUAAUCAUACAGUGUAGCUAGGCUUUAUAAAAUCAUGUCAUCACAUGCAGGCAAGCAUAUCAGUAGUACCAGGAGUACCGGUGUCGGCAUCCCCUGCAGUACUAAUAUUCAAUCAUA